Messenger RNA from Fundulus heteroclitus (mummichog), 2031 nucleotides. Its product is annotated as deoxyhypusine hydroxylase-like. The record is from RefSeq and is a predicted model, not a curated record. Lineage: Eukaryota; Metazoa; Chordata; Actinopteri; Cyprinodontiformes; Fundulidae. Gene Ontology annotation, biological process: peptidyl-hypusine biosynthetic process. The transcript has 7 exons. The coding region runs from base 407 to 1582 and encodes 391 amino acids. Gene Ontology annotation, molecular function: deoxyhypusine monooxygenase activity.
CUUCUGUGUAUCUGAUAAAGAUGCUACUUUUAUCCCACAAAGAAAUGUCGCUCUCGUCCUGUGUUUCUGCUUUCCUGGUUACAAACAUGCUGCGUCUAGCUGUUUUGCCAAGGAGCUACUGCCAAAUCUCCUAAACCGACCUUCCAGCCUAACUAUUGUCUGAUCUAGAUCCAGCUGUUUUUGAGUGCGUCUUUCCUCUGGAAUCUGGAAUAAAAAGGGAUGUGGUGUAUUUAUGAAAUAAGGACGGAAAGGGAAUAGUUUUCUAAAUAAUACAUAGCAGUUUAGAAAUAGUAGUUAAAAUAUUCUAGUAUAAAAUAAUGAUCUGUGUAAAACAGCAUAGCAAGUAAAUACAUUAAGCUAAAAAACAGGCCUUUUGUUGCACAUUCCACACCAGUAGGUGGCGGUAAUGGACAUUGAAGUUGUUUGCCAUCCGCCAUUAACCGUUCGGCAGAAGAAGCGGCAGCCGGCCCGCCCGCUGCCCGCAGCGCUGCUAGUUUUCAGGCUGUGGCAGCUGCUGGUGGUUCUUAGUUCAUGUCCAGGUAGUAAAGAGAGAGGAGGAAGCUUCUUUAGCAGGAUGGCUGCUGUGGAGCAGGUAGCAGCUGUAGGCAGGGUUCUGGUCAACCCAGGUCUGGACUUGACUCGGCGCUUCAGAGCUCUAUUCACCCUGAGGAACCUGGGAGGAUACGGGAUCUUUCGGGGCUUAAUGUGUCUCCAGCUGUGGAGAACACCCUGUCACAUGGGCUGGAGGAAGCCUGCACACACAGGUUCUGAAGCUAUAGAAUGGAUCAGCAAGGCCUUCACUGAUGAUUCAGCCUUACUGAAGCACGAGCUGGCCUACUGCCUGGGACAAAUGCAGGACACACGGGCCAUCCCGGUUCUCACGGCUGUUCUCAAAGACACCAAGCAGGAGCCCAUGGUCAGGCAUGAAGCAGGGGAGGCCCUUGGAGCUAUUGGUGACUCGGCGGUGGUGGACCUGCUGAAAGAGUACAGUCUGGAUCCCGUCAUAGAGGUUGCAGAGACGUGUCAGUUGGCGGUUCGUCGUCUGGAAUGGCUUCUUAGUGGCGGAGAGACCCAGCUGGAGGAUGGCAGCAUAGACAAUAACCCGUACUGCUCUGUAGACCCAGCUCCUCCAGCACCAAGGAUGAGUGUUCCAGAGCUGCGCUCAGUGCUGCUAGAUGAGAGUUUACCGCUGUUCGAACGCUACCGAGCCAUGUUUGCUCUGCGCAACCUGGGCACAGAGGAGGCGGUGGUUGCCCUGGGAGAUGGUUUGCAGUGCUCCAGUGCCCUGUUCCGUCAUGAGAUUGGCUAUGUUCUGGGUCAGAUGCAGCACCCGGCAGCCAUACCAGCACUGCGGGCUGCUCUGGAACGUUCUAAGGAGAACCCCAUGGUCCGACACGAGGCCGCAGAGGCGCUUGGCUCCAUUGGAAAAGAGGAGUGUCUGGCUGUGCUGCAGAGUCACCUUAGAGACCAAGAACGUGUAGUGAAGGAAAGUUGUGAGGUUGCCCUGGACAUGCUGGAAUACGAAAACAGUGAUAAAUUCCAGUAUGCAGAUGGACUGGUCAGUCUGCAGGACUCACUUUAGUACCACCCUGUACCUCAGAGCAACAUGCGGGACUGGCACUCUGCAUUGAAGAGGGUUCUGAUCCAGACUUUUGAAUGUUUUUCAGGAAAAGUAUUGAAAAAUCACAAACAACAACCCUGCCAAUGUUGCUUUACUGCAUGAUUUUGGUUGGUGAUUUUCACUUUAGUCUGACCGGGUCUGUUGUAUUUUUUUUGAUAAGCACACUUGAAAUUUUCACUUAUUUUAAACUUUGACAGAGACUAAGUCCAAAGUCCUCUGUACACUAAAGUUCCACAAUAAAUAGAGAAACAUUAACUCCCAAUUAUGGCUCCCUUUAUGAUUUUACAUCACAUUAGUCGACCUGCCAAGAGCACAGGCCCCAUCUGUGUAUACAGUCUAAUGGGAUUCUCUGCCCUAAUUUUCACCUUUUAUGAUUUUGGAGAAAUAAAUUCCUGAAAGAGACAAAUAAA